Molecule: messenger RNA, 2895 nt
Organism: Emericellopsis cladophorae
Lineage: Eukaryota; Fungi; Ascomycota; Sordariomycetes; Hypocreales; Bionectriaceae
Product: Tyrosine-protein phosphatase-like protein
Exons: 2
Coding region: 1-2895 (964 amino acids)
Biological process (GO): protein dephosphorylation
Molecular function (GO): protein tyrosine phosphatase activity
Source: RefSeq, a predicted model, not a curated record
AUGCACGACGCCGCGCCAGAUCUUCAUUACACCAUGAAGGCCGCAAGUAGGGCUGCCCCGACGGGCAGCUCGCAUGGCUACACACAAGCCUAUUCUAAUUUCGCCGCAUCUUCACAUGCACACCCACACUCUCAAUCCUCAAACUGCCACCGAUCCAACAAAGGCGGCAACUCGACGACUCCCAUGGCAUCGCCCCGCGGGCCCUACUCGGUCGGACAGCACCAUCCGCCCAAAUCAUCACCGAAUCGAGGUGCUGAUAAUCGGCCGUCAAGUCCCAACUACUUUGGCCUCGCUGUAGACUCUACGAACAGCCCCCAAGAAUCCUCGGGCCCAGGACGAAAUGCAUGGAGCCCAUCAACAUCAUCGGUGAAAUCGUUCGGCGCUGCCAUACAGACCCAGGUCCCGCUCGAGGCCAACCCCGAGUUUGAGGCUUUCAGGAAGCAGAUUGAUUCAAAUAAAGCGAACACCUUUGCGCUCGGAGACAGCCAAGGAAACGGUCCAUUGACGCCGAAUCCAAUUUUCAAAAGGCCGCGCCCGUCAAGAUGGCACACACACGCUAGCGAUAUUGGCUCCGAGAUGUCUGUUACGCGGUCGACGAGCUACGCACCCCAACCUCAGAAGAUGGAUGUCGACCACGAUACCGCCUCGCACGAUUCCGCCUACGUCUCGGCUGACUCGAAGCGCACUUCGGAUUCAUCAUCACUCUUCUUGCCUCCGACAAUAACUAGUCAACCACGUCUUGAGUCGCCCGGGCCAAUGAGCGGUUUGCAGAACCGCACUGAACUGACAAGGGCUGAAGACCGGGACCCGCGUCUCUCAUUGAUGGAACAUAAGAUGGGGCCUCCCUCACCGAGUAUGGGAGGUAAGGCAAGAGCUGCGACUCUGCCGCACAACGGGGUAGAGGGAUCUGGUCCCGCUAUGAUUGCGGGGGACGAGCUCAAAGACAUGAUGAAGAGCAUGCCCGAAGACGACCUUCUUAUCCUUGAUAUCCGAUCAGCACAGAACUACGCUGCAUCGCGUAUCAAGGGUGCUCUGAACCUUUGCAUCCCCACGACUCUGCUGAAGCGCGCCACAUUCAACAUUCAGAAACUGCAGCAGACCUUCCAGAGUGGACAUGGCUCGUCAAAGUUUGCCAACUGGCGGAAGAUGAGCGCCAUCGUGGUGUACGAUUCGCACUCAUCAGACCAAAAGGAUGCUGUUACCGCGCAAAACAUGAUCAAGAAGUUUACUAGCGAGGGCUACACGGGCAUAACUGUCAUCCUGAAAGGUGGCUUUAUGCGGUUCAAGGAGACUCACCCGAAGUUGGUGGACUCGGAAUCACAAAAGGGAGACGCAACACAGUCAAGCCGCGCCGGCGGCGGUAUAGCACCUGUCAUUGGAGGCGUCUCUCUGCCAAUGGGUACCGGCAGUACCAAUCCAUUCUUCUCCAAUAUCCGACAGAACAUGGAUUUGGCGGAUGGUGUUGGCCAAUUUCAGGUGUCACGUCCCGAGGGUCUCGAUUCAUCCCAGGUACCUCUCUGGCUUCGUCGAGCCUCGGCACAAUCCGACAAAGGUAAGAUGGUGUCAGAGAAGUUUUUGAAUAUUGAGAAGGCGGAAAAGUCACGCAUGCAGACGGCGUACGCCGCGUUCGACCCGCACACAGCUCAGCAGAAGAAGACUGUCCAGCUUUGUGGCGUGGAAAAGGGUGGCAAGAACCGCUACAAGGACAUUCUACCAUUCGAGCACGCGCGUGUCAGGCUGCAAAAGGAAUCGCAAUCUUGCGAUUACGUCAAUGCAAGUCACGUCAAAUCAUCGAUGAGCAACAAGCGGUACAUCGCGUCACAGGGCCCGUUGCCGGCAACUUUUGAGGAUUUUUGGUCCGUCGUUUGGGAUCAGGAUGUGCGCGUCAUUGUGAUGCUCACCGCUGAGUCGGAAGGCGGCCAGCUCAAGUGCCACUCAUACUGGCAAGAGCGUGCUUAUGGUUCCAUCCGGCUCAAGCCACUGUCUGAGAAGAAAGCGUCGCUUGACAUGGACAAGUAUCGCUCCGAGUCUUCCGCGUCGCCAGCUUCGGUUACCAUGGGCGACAUUAGCCGCAGGCGAGCCAACACGGUGACGUCUGUGCACGCUCCAGCAACAUCGCCUAGCACCUCCCAGGCAUCGCAGCCAGAGGCGCCCCACGUGGUGAUUCGAAAGUUUGCCCUCUCCCACACGGCCCAUCCGUUUGCGCCUAUCCGCGAGAUCACGCAGCUGCACUUUUCGUCGUGGCCCGACUUUGGGACACCGGCGCAACCGUCGCAUCUGCUGGCUCUGGUGGAGCUUGCGAAUGUCAUGCAACGAGCGGCUCUGCCCGUGGAGACGCCCUAUGUCGUGGGCAACCACAGGUCGUCGGAUCAUCUGCCCGUGUCCUGGCACGACCAGCCAGAGGCCGAUGAUAACUCGCGUCCCAUGUUGGUGCACUGCUCGGCUGGCUGUGGUCGGACAGGCACGUUCUGCACUGUGGACAGUGUCAUUGACAUGCUCAAACGCCAGCGCCUUGUGAAGGGCUCCUUGACAUCCGCGCAGGAUGCAGACGGCGACGUUGCUAUGGCUGAAGGCGACGAUGUGUCUCCGCGCACCAACAAACAAAUGACGCUUGCCCACUCUCGCACUCCAUCGUCUAGCCAGCGGAAGCCGUCGAUGGGCGCAUCCACGAUUGAGACGUCCUGGCUGAGAGAUGAGUCGGUCGACCUCAUCCAAAAGGCAGUCGAGGGUUUCCGACAGCAAAGACUGAGUAUGGUGCAGAGCUUACGACAGUACGUCCUGUGCUACGAGACAGUCUUGGAGUGGACGCAUAGGAUGAAUGACAAGGGAAUAGCCACCCCAUCUGUUGGACGAGCGCGAUCGGGCAGCAUGGCCAUUGCCCAGCCUCGCCGAUAG